GCUGGCUCAGUCUGUGGAGCACAGGACUCUUGAUCUCAGGGUUGUGAGUUCAAGCCCCACGAUGGGUGCGGAGAUUACUUAAAAAUAAAUCUUAAAAAAAAACAACAAAAAAACUUUAGGGACAUCUGGGGGCUCAGUUGGUUAAGCGUCAGACUUCGGCUUGGGUCAUGAUCUCUCAGUUGGAGGGUUUGUGUCCCAAGUGUCCGGCUCUGGGCGGAGCCUCAAGCUCUGUGCUAAGCCCGGGGCCUGCUUCGGAUUCUGUGUCUCCCUCACUCUCUGCCCCUCCCCUGUUCACACUCUGUCUCUCUCUCCCCCCAAAAUAAAUACACAUUAAAAAAUAAUUAAAAAAAAAAAACUUUACUAAAUUAGUUUCAGACCAACUUGCCUUUAAGGCAUAAAGUACUACUUGAGAUCAAAGAACACCAAGAUCUAAAUAACAAACAUUCCAUCCACCAGGUUUAGGAGGAAAUGUCGGAUACACCGACUCAGGAAGUAAUAAAUACCCCCUCCUUUAAGAAUUGCUUUAGACUUUAAGAAGCUCUUUGGCAUUUAUUUAUUAAGUUCUCACGUCAAACCUGUGAGAUAGUAGAGGAGGUGUUACCACACCCUUUUUGCAGAUGGGAAGCUUGAGGGUCAGAGAAUCGAAGGACUUGCCUCAGGCACACAACUGCAGCACCCAGGUAAGUCACCGGUCACCUGCCCGAAGGCCGAGGGCUCUUUGCCCUCCCAUCUCGGGGAGGAGAAAGCAUGAAAUCUGGACUGAGGGUGGAAAGGCAAGGCAGGACUCCCAGGGAACAGCAUGGGCAAAGGUCGCAGGUGGAAAAUGCCUAGAGGGCAGUGGGACCGGGCGUCACGAGGCACUGGAGGAGUGGGGAGGGUGCACUCCGACGGGUUCAGCGGUACACGGCCACGGCCAGCUUGGCCCGUCUUCCGCACGCCAGCCACGUGCACGAAGCCACGAGGCUGGAUCUCAGUCCCCGGAUGAGGGGCGGAGCCGAGACUCUGGCGGAGGAGCACGCGCUCCGCUCGUGCCCUGUAGCCCACGCCGUGGGAACCUGCGGCCACGCUCGCGACUCGUGGAACCGCCCAUGCGCGCCCCGGGCUCCGCGAGUUCUCUGACGCCCCCGCACCCUACCCGCCUAGGUCGUUAGCCCUCGCGGGAGGUCCCCUCCAGGUUCAAACCGGACCAGGCAGAGGACCUGAGGAAGACAGACGCCCGGAGGACGGGUCCCAGAGGCCAGGAGCACUGACCACCGGACCUAUCCGAUCAAACAGGCCAGACCGCUGGCCUUAGUGUGGACCAAGGACGCCUCCGCCUUGGCUUUGCCCUCGAAUCCAUGGAGCUGAGACACGACGCCAGCCGCAAGGAGAACGUGCCCCCCAGGCCUGCGACGCCCCUGAGGCCAGAGCGACGGAGAUUUCCGAAGAGCAGAGGUGUCGGCCGGGGCAGCGGACAUGGCCGGUGGGUGCGCGAGUGCCCAGCUGAGAGGGAAGGGCCUGCCACCAUACGCUCCCCGGGGGCAGAGCGGCUCCAGGAGCCCUGCCGGGUCCAGACCAACCUGGCCGGCGCAAGCCUCGUCCUGAAGGACGCAACUGGCCGGCUGGUGAACUCAGGCUUGCAACAGCAGAGCAACCUGCAGACCCCGGCCGGCAGGCCCCAGGGGAGAGCCCGAGAGCUUGUCGUCCAGCAGAGUAACCUGAACAUAAGGGGGACCAGCUUGGCCGAAGGCAGGAGUCACCUCAGCCCCCGCCUCCGGUCAGAGCUUCAGGGCAGCUUCUGGCCCCACCCGAUACCCCAGGGAAGCCCUCUAUCCCGAGCGUCACUGGCUAACCCACCCUCCAGCCUGAGACAGUCCCGGUGGCUGGGCACAGACAUCCCCUGCCCAGACGUCCAGCCUGCUGCAGGCUUCACCUCUCUCAGUGGGCACACACUUCCAGGCUCCGGACCCUGGUGUGUCCUGGGGAACUGGCCCCCUAGGCUCAUGGGGGAGCCCCUCACCCUGGAGGACCUGACUGUCCCAGUCCAAAGCCAGGCUCGGGCCCCAUCCCAGACUGCCAUCCACCAGCUGCUGGCCUCUGUGCGACACCUGGAGCACGAGGUAGCCCGUCUUGGAUGCCGAGCCUCCCAGGAACCCCCAGGCCCUGCUCACCGGGACCCCUGGACCAGCAGUGGCUGGGCCCUCCCUGCCCACCGCCAGCCCGGCCAGCCUGUUCUUGCUUCCUGGGAGGGGAGGGAGAAACCCGUGCGAGGCCUCAGGGAAACUGCGGAUUUCCCAGGGACACAGGGGGCCCAGGCUGGCCUCUCUGACGGGACGGUCGGGCAAGCAGUAAGCCUGCGUCACCGGAGCACGCUGAGGAAGCCGACAGGGGAUUUCCUCGACCCUAAGCAGGGGGCCCUUCUGGCCAACCCCGCGAGGCAAGGAGAGAACUUCUCCCCGGGGCCUACAUAUGGCAGCAGGCCGAAGAGGGACCCCCGGCUCCCUCCAGGGGUGGGUAACAGGGAAGCCAGACCCUGCUCUGCAGCUUGCUCCAGUGCUGCCCGGGGCGGCCCACCUGGGCAGGAAGGAAGGGAGGUGGCCCUGCAGGAGCUGGUCGGCAAGGAGGAGGAGAGGACAGCUUCCUGCCCACCAGAUGCAGCCCCAGCAAGGAGCGCCCUGCAGAACAAAGCCCGAAACGUUGGGAGCCUGGAGUCCGGGACGGCCCGAUGUUUCAGAGCCUGGUGGCAUCGGGUGCGGAAGCGGCGGGCCAUGGCUGCGGCGGUGGCCCUGGGCCGCCGGCGGCUGUUGCGCAGGGGCCUGCGGGCGCUUUGGUGGGCACUGCGGCUCCGGGAGGCCCAGCUGGAGGUGGCAUGGAAGCGACACACUCAGGCCCUGCUGGCCCAGAGCUUCCGAAAGGGGAGAAACCAGCCUCUGCAGCAGAAGCAAGGGCAGCCCCGCGUCCAGGCUGGGCCGGGACCCCCACCGUCUGGGACGGGCCAAGGCCAGAGCCCCUCAGGAAGGGAGCCAGGGGCAGACCCUGCCUGGAGAAGCAGUCCAGGGAGUCAGAGGGAGGAGGCGGGAGCCUGGCAGAGACCAGAUGGAGGCGAUGGAGAAGUACAGAUGCUUCAGGCCUUGCAGCAACUGGCUGGUGAGCCAUGGGCCUGCGGGGGAAGCAGGGGAGAGGGAGCUGAGCCCCCACACUGGGCAGGGCAGGGGGUCCUGAGCAAAGGUUUGCUGAGCAUCUACUCAGACGGCUUUUUGGACAUGAUCUCAUGUGAGCCUUGGGGGACCCGGGCGAGGCACUGUUUCGGGUCCAGCCCAGGCUUGCAUGGUAGAACCAGAAAGUCCCUCAGACAUCCCUCACUCACAGGGAAACUAAGGUCCAGAGAUGGGGAGCAACAUGGCCGCCUCCUGUCCCUGAGCCUCCCCACUCACUCACUCUCUCUUCUUGCUCUCUCUCCUCGCUUUCCAGCCUUCCUUUUAUGGAAGGAAUGGGCCAGGCAGGAGAGGAGGGUCCAGGGAGAGGCCUCCCGGGCCACGCUGAGGACUCAGAGGAAGGGGAGACCCCCCCAGGCCUGGUGCUCUCAUGCUGCAGACGCACCCAAGAUGGCCUCUCUGGACACCCAGCAGCAGAGAGCCUGGCUCGGCAGGUGCUUUGGGGCCUGGCAGCAGUUUGUGCAAAGAGGGGCCCGGUACCGGGACCGGGACCGCCUGGCUCACCGCCGGGCCAGGACCCUGAGGAUAUGUCUGCAGCAGUGGGUGCGAAUGAAGCAGCUCCAGGCCUCAGAUGGAGCGAAGGUGACCCAGCUGUCCCUCUGCCGGCAGAAGGCAGGGAACGUGGCCCUCUGCAGCUCAGCCCCUGGCGUGGCCACAGCCCAAGGCCUGGGGACGAUGGCCCAGGUGCAAGGUGGCAGCUCCCUGCGGGAAGCCUGCCGGAGACUGGCCCUCCGCCGGGCGCUGCUGCUCUGGAGGACGCGGCUCUCCCAGCGUCGGAAGGCUGACUCCUUCCUCCAGGGCAUGCGGCAGCAGAUGAUUCAGCAUAUCCUGAAGGGCUGGUGCCUGAGGGCCUGGGGUCCAGGCACUGCAUCAGACAGUGCCAGGACCACCUUGGCCCCGGAGCUCCUGGGCAGCAUCCCGGGCGGGGAGGACUUGCUGGGCUGCAGCACACCCCGAAGCUCACUAGAGAAGGUUUCCAGGGCCCCCACCCUCCUGGAGACGCUCCGGCUGAGCUUUGUGUGGGCAGCUGGGCGGCAGCAGAAGAGGCGAUGCCUUCUGCUCUGGCAGGUGCGGGCACAGCAGUCCCAGAGGGCAGCGAGGUGGCACCGGUGUGCUCUUCGGAGGCGCAUCCUUCUCGGCUGGAGCCACUGGGCCACAGCCCAAGGGGCCCAGAGAGAGCUGGCUGUUGGCUGGGCCUGGGAUCAGAGCUGCAGGGCCGCGCUGGGCUUGUGGCGGCGGCGGCUGGCGCAGAGGCUGCAGGCAGAGCGGUGCGUUCGGGCCCGGGGUCGCACACUGGUCCGGGGCGCCCUGCGCCGCUGGCACGGCUGCUGGCAGAGAGUCAUGGGUCUGAGCACUGAGUCAUGGUGCCCUCAGAGCCCAACAUGGGAGGUGGGGAUCGUUGGGGGCCCCUUUCGAGGCUUCCCACUGCACAGAUGCAUCGUAUUGAUGGGCUGGCAGACCGACGGAGCCACCCAGGCGCCCCAUAACCCCCGAUGGUUAGGGGGCCUCUUCUGUCUGCAUUUGGCUGAGGAGGGCCCCACAGUCACCCGGGGCCAGAGGGGCGAGGCUGGGAUGAACACGCAGUGGCAUUUCAGCCUCUCUCUGGCCACAGGGCAGCAGCUCCUGCACGAAAAGUACCAGCAGUGGGUGCAGGUCCAACUCCAGGGCCUGAGGAGGUCCGUGUUCCGGGACUGGCGACGGGCAGCAGCUCAUCGGAGACGCACAGCGGCCCCGCCAGAGCAGCCCCUACUGCAGAGCCAUUUCCAGGCCCCGUGUGGAGUUGUGAGAGACACAGGGGUGUUCCCAGCCACCAGAGCCUUCCGGGAUAGCCUGAGAAGGGCCCUGGGGACCACAUUUUCCAUGUGGCGAGAAGCCGGAGCAGCCAAAGCCUGGGCACAAGAGCAGCACGUGGCCCGGGUCCCCAUGACCCACUGGAGAAGCCGUGCACGGGGGGGGGGGAAGCUGAGCGCCAGGGUCCUAGAGGCCUGGGCCCAGGCAGCAGCCAGGGGCCGUGUCCAGGGAGCCGCCAUCACCCAGUUCCGGCAGGCUGCGUCCAGACGCCUCCUGUGGACCUGCUGGGCCCAGUGGCGGGCAGUGCUGCUCAGUGGGCAGUUGGAACCACAGGAGGCAGAGGCCCAGGAGGCCUGCCCGGUUGACCGCAGGCAGUGGCCCGGGGUGGCCAGCAGAGGGCGCCUCCUAGCACUGAUGGACACUCCAGCCCUGUGGAAGCAGACCCACCGCUGCAGGACGCGACCCAGCCCAACGCGGCACCACGGCCGCGGUGGACCGAAGGAGCAGAGAGAGAUGUCCUGGGCUCAGAGUAAGGAGACCUGCCCCUGGGGUCCAUCAUCUCGCAGGCCUGGAAAUCAGCUUCCGGCAAGGUGGCAAAUCCGUUCUGUGUACUUAUUCUUUAUUAACCUCUUCUUUCCAGGUGACAGAGAGCCUUCCCUCUGCCGUGCCUUCCAGGUCCAGCUGCAGUGGCCUGGACGUACCAGCCAGGCCCAGGGCCCGCCGCCUGGAAAACCAGGAGGGGACUGCAGCUCUGAGGCCAGUGUCCUCAAAGGCCAAGGCGUGGCCGGUGAGAGGCAGCUAGGUGCGGCAGGGCCCCGGGGCUUGCCUGAGCCAUGGCCGGAACUGGGUUCUUUCUGGCCGGCGCUCAUUCCUGGAGGAUCCUGGGGGAUGCGUGGCGCUGCCCUUCUACCUGGGCACGAAGGGCUCGUGAUGGUCUGGGCUGUCGGGGUGCUCAGCAGGGCCUCACCCCACCAGGAGGAGAUACCUGCAGUGCUGGCACCUUGAGGCCUUGCUUCGCCGGCUCCAGGGCUCCCAGCAGGCCAGGUGCCUGGCGGCAACAUGGCAGCACUGGGUGGACGCUCAGGGAGAGGAGCAGCUGGCACGGACACUGGUGAGCAGGCUCAGCCCCGCCCCCCCCCUUCCCAGCCUUGUGCUGAUCUCUCAGCUCAUCUCACCUCAACCCUAACCCCUAGAAAUGAAGUCUCCCGAAGCAUCUUGGUCUGCAUCCGUGGGGUCAGGCGACAGGAUCUGCGUUAACACACCUGAGGGGAUACCCCCGUCCCCGCCCCAUCACGGCCCCUCUGUCCUGUGCUGCAGGGGUGUAGGGGGAAGACGUGGCAGAGGGGCGGCGGGCCAGCUUGGGGCCUCACCACCUGUCCCCACAGCUCAGGCAGUGGCACCUGAAGCGGGCCUGGCGCGUGUGGCGGCGGCGAGUCCUGCGGCUGCGGGUAGCUCGGCAACUGCAGCAACAGGAAGGCGGCUGGGUCCUUUCCCAGGUACUGGGGGGUACCCCCCCCCCCGGCAGGACUUCCCAAACUAGGGCCACACCUGGACAUUUCUGAGCUGGGGGUCCCUUCGUUUCCCGGGGAGGAGUCAGUUCCUUUGAGAAAACACAGCUUGGAUUCUCAUUUGGCUGCUGGCCAUGUGCUCGGCCCAGUCCUACCCUGCCACUCAGCGUGGGAACAAGGCUCAGUCACAGCACAGCUGCCACUCAACGCUAGCCCACGCUGGGUAUGGGUCCCCGGGUGCCCACUCCCUCAUCUGCCCCACUCAGAACACAGCUCCCCAGAUCACAGAUCAGAGCUGUUCUGAGCCUCUGCAUUUGGCCUGGGGCAGAGCCGGCUGAGUAGCUGGGGCGAGGGAGGGAUCUCCUAUUCCCUCUGGGGACAGAAGGAGCUGAGCACAGGCAUUCGCCUAGCACAGACAGCACUGACCCAGGAGGGGGCCAAAUAGCCUUUCCUUUCUCCUCUCUGGCUCCAGGCCUUUGAGAAGUGUGCCAACAGCUGGCAGCCAGGGGCCGGAAGAGAGGAGCCACCACCAGCCCGGUACCCCCUGAGCAAAGCGGGCAUCGGGACUCUGGGAGCAGGCUGGAAGCUGCUGGGGUGGACGUGGGCGGGGCA
Molecule: messenger RNA, 7105 nt
Organism: Acinonyx jubatus (cheetah)
Lineage: Eukaryota; Metazoa; Chordata; Mammalia; Carnivora; Felidae
Gene: CC1H1orf167
Product: chromosome C1 C1orf167 homolog
Source: RefSeq, a predicted model, not a curated record